Branchiostoma floridae (Florida lancelet) is the source of this 407-nucleotide messenger RNA. RefSeq lists its product as uncharacterized. The transcript is spliced from 3 exons. The coding region runs from base 9 to 407 and encodes 132 amino acids. The record is from RefSeq and is a predicted model, not a curated record. NCBI's taxonomy places the organism in Eukaryota, Metazoa, Chordata, Leptocardii, Amphioxiformes, Branchiostomatidae.
UGUGCUAUAUGAUCAGGGCUUUAGGGAAACUGAGUAUGAUCCCCAUCCUUAAUGUUCAUGUCAGACCAUGUCAGUACCUACAGUGUUGUUAUGACGUUUGUUACAGGGGUGGACACCGCUCCACCGGGCUGCCUGGGAAGGCCGCACAGAAACUGCACAAGUUUUACUCACAGCCGGGGCAGAUCCUAACGCACGGGGCAGAGAUGGGAGAACACCGCUCCACCGGGCUGCCGAGGAAGGCCGCACAGAAACUGCACAAGCUUUACUCACAGCCGGGGCAGAUCCUAACGCACGGGACGAAGAUGGGAUCACACUGCUCCACCGGGCUGUCGUGGGAGGCCACACAGAAACUGCACAAGUUUUACUCACAGCCGGGGCAGAUCCUAGCGCACGGGACAAUGAUGUAA